This is a messenger RNA of Phascolarctos cinereus (koala), 3606 nucleotides long. RefSeq names its product mitogen-activated protein kinase kinase 6 (gene MAP2K6). Gene Ontology annotation, biological process: protein phosphorylation; MAPK cascade. Lineage: Eukaryota; Metazoa; Chordata; Mammalia; Diprotodontia; Phascolarctidae. Gene Ontology annotation, molecular function: MAP kinase kinase activity; ATP binding. The record is from RefSeq and is a predicted model, not a curated record.
GCUGCCAGCCCUGGCCCAUCAUGUAGCUGCAGCACAGCCUUCCCUACCAUUGCAAUUGGAAAAAAUCACUUUCCAAUCUGUUUUGCAAGGUGUGCAUUUCCACUUUGAUUUCCUGAAAGAUCAUCUGCUGCAUCGAUCAAGAAAAACUUCACUUGCAUGAAGACUGCGCGUCUGCAGCUUGAAUCUUUAUUGCAAAACUAGCUACAGAAGAGAGGCAAGGCAAAGUCUUUUGUGCUCCCCUCCCCCAUCAAAGGAAAGGGGAAAAUGUCUCAGCCAAAAGGCAGGAAGCGGAACCCUGGGCUGAAGAUUCCAAAAGAAGCAUUUGAACAAUCUCCGACUACUUCAGCGCCUCCUCGGGAUUUAGAUUCCAAGGCUUGCAUCUCAAUUGGAGAUAAGAAUUUUGAAGUGAAAGCUGAUGACCUGGAACCUAUAGCAGAACUAGGACGAGGUGCAUAUGGGGUGGUGGAGAAGAUGCGACAUAUGCCUAGUGGGCAGAUCAUGGCGGUGAAGCGAAUCCGAGCCACUGUGAAUAGCCAGGAACAGAAGAGGCUACUGAUGGACCUGGAUAUCUCCAUGAGGACAGUGGAUUGCCCUUUCACAGUCACCUUUUAUGGUGCACUCUUCCGGGAGGGUGAUGUGUGGAUCUGUAUGGAACUCAUGGAUACCUCACUGGACAAGUUCUACAAGCAAGUCAUUGAUAAGGGCCUAACGAUCCCAGAGGACAUCUUAGGGAAAAUUGCAGUUUCUAUUGUAAAAGCCCUAGAACAUUUACACAGUAAACUUUCUGUCAUUCAUCGAGAUGUCAAGCCAUCUAAUGUGUUAAUUAAUACACUGGGCCAAGUGAAGAUGUGUGAUUUUGGUAUUAGUGGUUACCUUGUGGACUCUGUGGCCAAAACUAUGGAUGCAGGAUGCAAACCCUACAUGGCUCCUGAAAGAAUAAAUCCAGAACUAAACCAGAAGGGGUACAAUGUGAAAUCUGACAUUUGGAGCCUGGGCAUCACAAUGAUCGAACUGGCAAUCCUUCGGUUCCCCUAUGAUUCCUGGGGGACACCAUUUCAGCAGCUCAAACAGGUGGUAGAAGAACCAUCACCUCAACUACCAGCAGACAAGUUCUCAGCAGAGUUUGUUGACUUUACCUCACAGUGCUUGAAGAAGAAUUCCAAAGAACGGCCAACAUACGCAGAACUUAUGCAACAUCAGUUUUUCACUCUGCAUGAAUCCAAAGCAACAGAUGCAGCAUCUUUCGUAAAACUGAUUCUUGGAGACUAAAAACCAUUGGACUCAAUCACUUGGCCCUCCUGUGGAUUGGUGGGUUUAGGGGGUGGAGCUUCUUCACUAAAGCAUCAAUAGAAACUCGGCAUUGAGAUGCUUAUUUUUUUAACCCUGCCUCUCAGAAGGUUGUUUGUUUAUUUUUUGUUCAUUUUUUUCCUAAAGGGAUCUUGGAAUCCAUAGUGUAUAGAAUGAACUGUCUAGUCAGAUGAAUAUAGUAAGGCUCAGACUUUACAACUUUGAAAAGGUGAUUAAAUAUUUAAUGAUAUGUCACAAGACUCCUUAACCUUCUCAGCCUUUUCCUGUUCCUCUCCAAGGAGAAUACAUUUGUCUGGGUUAAUAGGUGCUAUGGUAGUUAUGAAGUCCUAUGUAGAUUUAUAUUUUGUUCCUCCUAUUAUUUUAAUAUUUAUGUUUAAAUGCUUGAUUUGAAUAGAUUCUGUUUUAUGUGAGGGAGAUCUUGUGAAAGAGGAGGCUGAUAUGUCAAUAUUUAUAGGGCUUUGCAGGGGAAAGGGUUAAAUAACUUUUGGGCUCUAAAAGGAACAAUUUAAUAUGCAUCUUUAAGAACUUCAAUAACAAUUUUUUCUUUCCAAGAGCCUAUUCCAACCACUGCUGCUGCUGCUGCCAUCUUCCCAAACACCUUAUCCAAUACUGGGUAUUCAUUAACUAUUCUGUGUGAUGUGGUAAAGUAUCCCAGUACUACUUUGUCCAACUUUGGAAGAAGUAAAAUCACUUUAUCAUGGUUCAAAGUGGAGACACAGCUUGCUUCUCAUGGCAUUUAUGACACUUUUAACAUGAUUGUGAUAUAUACCUACCCCCCCCUGCAGAAGGAGGGCAUAUAUGUAUGUGUGUGUAUUUGUUUUUGGUAGACUGUGAGUCUUGCCAAGGGUCUUCUAUUUAUAUUAUUCUAUUUCAGUAAGGAUGAUUACUUAUCAGUGUCUUGGGAGACCGGGGGGAGGGAUGUUAUAUAUCCAACUAAUCAGGGAACUGGUGCCUUCUUUUGGUUCUACUGUUCUGAAGAGUGUAUGCCACAGGUAUUAUUUCUUCAUCUUCAUGGCUAGUGUAGUGUUUUCUAUUCUUCUCAACCCCUUGCUCAUUGGAGGAGUCUCACCAUUAAUUAUUUAUCUUCUUAGUGGAGGGGUUCUAUCAGGAAAAAAUUUAGGGGCGUCUUGUGGUUUCUUGGAGAGGAUGAGGAGAAUCAGGGAGAGAAGUUUGUUAGUACCCUUGUGCUGACUCCCAAGUUUUCACAGGCCGAAAACAGGAUGAAGCCUCUUGCUGACAAUACAUAGUCAUUGGACACAGGAAGCUCGUUCCAUUGGAACUCUCAGGAGGGUACACAAUCUGAUUCAACAAGUCUAAUUCUUUUCUGUGGCUGCCUCUGGAUCCAGGUUCUAUGAUGAUGGACUCUGGGUAAGACCACAGAAUGCCAAAGGUUCCAGGUAAACUUCAGAUGUGCUAUAACAUGGGAACUCCUAUUGGUCUUAGAGAUAAUUCUCAUCCAAAGCAUACUCCUGAAGUAUGAGGACAUCUGGGGUUUUAAUUAAAAGGGUUGAUCACAAUUCUCACAAUGCUGAUCAUCACCUAAGCAGUAGGAGGCAAUGAUUUGUUUUGCUAUACGUUUGGAAAUGGAAGUACAACUAAAUCUUUUGUUGUUGUUGUUGUUUUUGUUGUUGUUUCUUUGGUCUCUUUCACUGUUGCCUUCUAAGUGCAGUAGUGUUUGGUGCAUGCAAGUGCCAUGCUUCCUUGUGUCUGCUUCAUGUGAAAGAAGAUCUCUCUCCUACUACUCUAAUUGCAUCUAUACUGAAACUGUCACCAAUAUAUUUGUCUGGCUUUGGAAAAGGAGCAUUGGGCCAAUGGAUAUAUAAACAUACUUUCUUCACCUUUUUCUGUGUCCCCAACUUGAGAAGUUAUUUCUGUGAUACCCUGAGAAGAAGUGGGGAAAAAAAGACAAAAUAUCACCAUACACCCAGGUCUGCAUGUUUUCAUUUAGACAGAGGUCUGUUUAUUCUGCUUAGUUGAAAACAAAUCUAUCAGUCCUUAUGGCUUAGAAUAGCCUUAAAUGGUUCUGCAAGCAGGGACAAAUGUCUUCUUAUAAAAGAGGAGGCUGAAGCAUAUGGUCAGAAAAAAAUGCUUGUCUAUGUUUAUUAUAGCUUAUACUGUUUCUACCUUGUGAGAAUAUGAACUAUUGAGAAAAAAACAGAGGACAUUGCCUAGAAACAGUUUUGAUCGCAUCUUUAGGUAAAGAGUGAAGGUUUGUUUUUUUUCAAAACAAACAAAAAAAUCCAUCCAGAGUUAUCCAGAAAAUGCCUGAGUCAGGCCUUUCUCUACAGUUCUGGCUUU